UUAGCACAAUCAAUGUGCUGUAUAUUUUAACCUGAUUACUUUUUUCUGUUAGAUCACAGAAAAGUAGAGAACUCUUUAUCCCAAUUGCAAGAAAUGUGAAAAUUUUUCCAAAUAUUGAAAUUGAAAUAUUGUAAGUUCAUAAAGUUGGUAAUGGAUGGGUUUGUCCCAGAAGCGCAAGCAUUACUUGAGCUUGAAGAUAAUGCUGGUAGCAACCCAAGCAGAGACAAUUAUGUGAGUCCACUGGCUUUAUCCCAACCCACUCUUCCCAUCCAGCAUUAUGAUCCAGCAGGCACCUACAGGACUCCUCAUAAACCUUCAGCCAAAAAGAAUUAUGGCGGAUAUUGUGAAAUUUGUAAUCUGAGACUCAACUCUUACACACAAUCCAAGAGUCAUUAUGAGGGCAAACCUCAUGCCAAGAAAGUCAAGGCCGAGCAGAAGAGGAAGGAGUCUCUCUCAUCAGACGGCACUACUGACAAUGCUCCCCCUCCUUGUAAAAAGCAAGCACGAGAUGAGCCGGUGUCGAGGCUGUACUGUGAGCCGUGCAAGUUGACUUUCACGUCAGCAGCUCACGCCAAGGACCAUUACCUGGGCCGCAACCAUGACCGAGUGCUGCAUGGCCUCAAGCCUUUCCAACAGGGCUAUUUCAACACCACCACCAACAAGUGGCAGAGGACGCCUCCUGACCCCCGGCUGUCAGCGCAGCUGCUGUCCUCUGAGCCGCCCACCGACAUCGAUGGCAAGCCCACCCACACGGAGAAGCCCAGAGUGCGUGGCAAGUUUCACUGCGAGUUGUGUAACUGCGCCCUGACGUGCGACCAGCAGCUACAGAGCCAUCUUGCUGGGGCGCGCCACGCUAAGCUCCUCAAGAAGCAGGAGGCCUUGCUAAGAGAAACGGAAAAAUCGGGAGAGGAGCCCGAGGCAGCGGCCGCGGCUAACCUUGCUCUGCGCUGUGAAGUCUGCAACGUUUCCUUCAACUCGAUCCUGCAACGACAACAGCACAUGGACUCUAAAAAGCAUCGCGUCAAGGAAUCCAAACUCGAGCGAAAACAAGAGGCGGAAGAAGAACAGAAAAAAGCUAAACAGAAUAACCCAGAGAGUCGCCACUCUCUCGAUAUAUCGUCCGAGCUUGUCACUUACAAGCACCUGAAAAUAUUACCUCAGAUGUAUGCCUCACCAUUAACUGUUUUUAGCACAGAUAACUACACGUCUCAAAAUUCGAACUCAUCCACUCCAGAAAGCUAACAUUUGUCGAAUGAUAAAUGCCCUGACUAUCUAUUUUUAUUUAUUUAUAGUUCAUUACUGUUAGCAUUUGAUGUGAAUGACUGCCUUUUAUUUGGUCGUUAUAGUGUUGGUGGUCGUUAUAGUGUUGGGUGUAAUGUAGCGUGACAGAAAUCUGGCAUUUGCUGAAGACGAUGCGCGACCAAUGUUUUUGAGGUUCCUCAGUCACUGUUUUGUCGGGAAGCCCCUAUCCAGCGUCGAGGCUUCCACCUUAGCGGACCUCGAAUUCCGUAGAGGAUGUCCUUUGCCGUGAAGGAACCGCCCCGUGCCGAGUGACAACAAUGCAGGCGGGCGACGGUGGUAACGAAAGUUUGUUAUAGUGACGUCAAGAAGCCUGCCAUGUGUUAUAGUAACGUCAUGAAGCCUUUUCUGUCAUGCUGACUCGUGUACGAGUUUGCUUCCUGGUCUCGCUGUUGUUCCACUCGAAACAAUGUCUUUAACAGCGCUUCAAGUUGUUCACGUUGCCGUGGAGCCCAUCUUGUGCUGCCAGUUUAGGUUUAUAAUGCCAUCUGUCAAGUGUUGGGUAUCAUUAUUAACUUUCCGUCAUGUAUCUCGCUCGUUGGUUUUUCAUGUUCAACCUACGUUGUUGACAAUUCACUACUAUAUUAAUUGUCGAGUUGUUGUCCCAAAGCUCCGAUGAAUCUCAUAUUUUAACGGAAAUUCCAGAACGUUCAUUGUUAGCUUUUGAAUCGUAUCUCAUAAGCCUUACGACUGAAAGUUUUUUACAGUUUGCACUGUGGCCAAUACUUGAGUCUGCUGGCUGACCUGAAGAGUUAAGAGGCAAGAGUCCAUUUCAAUCCUCCUAAAUUUCUACAUUAGAUUCCUAAAAGACGCUGAAGUGAUGUGAAAUUAUUAGAAGGUUACCUUACCUUUCUCUUUUAACUUUAUUGUGCAUGUUAAUCAAAUUGUAUUAGUGAAAUUUAUUGACAUUUUUUGUUCAUUUUACUGGACCGUGAAUUUUACCCCUGCGCUUUGAGUUAUUUUUUUUACCGAAAGCAACAUUUUUACAGGUACAAAUUUAAAGACCAAGUUUUCCGCUUGCUACAUGUUCGUAGUUUCUUUUUACAUCUGAUAUUGAAUAUUCAAUCUUUUAUCCUGCUCAUUUGUUCCGGAAACAAACCUGGUUCGGCAAAAGUGGUACGUAAUACAUGUUUUGAAUUUACCACGGCACCCCUAAUCUUCAUUCAUUUUCAUCCGCCAUGAAAAGAGUUCCUAGAGCUGCUACAUCAUGAAAUUGUGUGUCCUGCUAGUUAAUAAUUAUUUCAAUGCAGCUGCCGGCCGUGCUUACUCUUCAUUGCCUAAAACUGCUUGUUCCGUGAUGGUUUUGUCGAGAACAAGGCAUUGGUGUCUCUGAUGCGCCUCUGGAUCCUUGCUAUAUUCUUUUGUGAAGUUUUCUGCGCCUCAAUUAAUGUUUAAUUCAAUAAUCUGUCAUGGAUUAUGUAUAGUAACAGGAAUUUUUGUGUUAAUAUAAAUAAACAUAAAACAGAUCAUCUUGUGAAACGAAACUCACUGUUUAUUUCCCAUGUUUCUGAAUUUAAAUACCGUGCAAUCCUAGGUAAUGUCAAUAGCAAUUAAAGUGCACAAGUUUGUAUUAUAUAUAAUGCAUUCAUUUAUACUUCUGUAUUCAACGUGAUAGCUUCGAUUAGAUAUCACAUGAAAUCAUUAUGCCGCUGAGCUUUAAUUGAAUAAAUCUUGUGCUAGGAUUUUUAAAUUCAUUGUUAUGAGAAAUCACUGUCAAUCCGAUACGUGAAAACCUGUGCCUGCUAAUUCUUACCUUUGCAUUAGCAUUUUUAUGCCUUUCGUGACCGCUAUUGAAAACGCUUAUUCUUAUCACGGAAAAAUUUUAUUUUAUUAUUUUUUUCUUUUCAUCGUCCCGCAAUUCAACUGUGGAGGCAAGUAUGGGACACUCGCUCCACUCCUGCCAUUGGUGAUAUCCAGCGUAAGGGUACGCACACAGUGGAAGCAGAUUGCCAGCGUGCUGGUUA
Molecule: messenger RNA, 3263 nt
Organism: Hyalella azteca
Lineage: Eukaryota; Metazoa; Arthropoda; Malacostraca; Amphipoda; Hyalellidae
Product: zinc finger protein 346
Exons: 7
Coding region: 151-1242 (363 amino acids)
Molecular function (GO): nucleic acid binding; zinc ion binding
Source: RefSeq, a predicted model, not a curated record